GUCAUUGUAGGUGGAAUUAUUUAGUUAGUUGAAGUGUAGGAACAGGCAGUUUUCUGUGUUGUCUCUGUCUUGCUUCUCCAAGAUGAAAUAAUAUUCAAAAUUUCCCCAACAUGUUGCAGAACUUUGAAAAACAUGUUUAAGAUAGGCAGAAAGAGUGCAGAUAAAAACAGUCUUUAAUUUCUGAGGUAAUCCUUGAAUUAUGCUCAGAACUUGUCCUUUUGGUAUUUACCACUUGUUUUCACAUUCAAGGUCAGUGCCUGUUCAGCAGGUUAUGCUUGUGUAGCAUUUGCGAAAGAGGGUUCUUCAAAGUCUCAAAUAUUUGUGUCAAUAUUUUUUGUCUUGUCUGAAAGAGAUAUCCAAAGAGACCUGCAUUUCUAACUGUGUUUGUGUUUCUGUAACUGCUGCUAUUCUACUUUCCUUAAAUUGCACGUCUGUCUCUAAUACAUUAUCAAAGCUACAUUUCAUGCUGUUUGCUGGUAUAAGAACAAGUAUGCAUUUCCUCCCACCUCUGUGCCUGCUUGCAUCCAGACUAAUAAAAAGCGUCAGUAAUCUCUUCUCUGACAUGUGAUGAUUAGACACUUAGGGCAGCAGUUAAAGUACAUUUUGUGUUUGUGUUCAACUGCUGCACUGUAUUUCCAGGAAGGGAAUUUGUCCUUGAGGAAGGAAUAGCUGAACUGAAGGUCCAGAGAUGUAAUUUUCUAUGUAGAAGGAUGGUAUUUUUUAGAAAGGCAUGAAGAGAGAGCAAUUAAAACUUCUGCAGUGUCAUGAAACAGAUGACAUAAAUUCGGAGAAUGGACAAGAUAUGAAUCUUCCUUUGUAUUUGGUGGGAGUUUCUGAAGAGAUUUUAUCAUCUCUUUAAAUACACCUAGGAUGCCAUGGCUUUUAAUAAGUUCAAUGUUCUCCACUGGCAUAUAGUAGAUGAUCAGUCCUUCCCUUACCAGAGCAUUUAUUUCCCUGAAUUAAGUGAUAAGGGGGCAUACUCCUCUAACCUCAUCUAUACUCCUACUGAUGUCCGUCUGGUGAUUGAGUAUGCCCGGUUAAGAGGCAUCAGAGUUAUCCCGGAGUUUGAUACGCCAGGACACACACAGUCCUGGGGAAAAGGUCAAAAAGAUCUUCUCACUCCUUGUUACAAUGGAGGACAGCCAACUGGGUCCUUUGGACCUGUAAAUCCCGUUUGGAAUACAACUUACGACUUCAUGACUAAGUUCUUUAAAGAGAUCAGCAGUGUAUUUCCCGAUGAAUUCAUUCAUUUGGGAGGAGAUGAAGUGGACUUCAAUUGUUGGAAAUCUAACCCUGAAGUGAAAGAGUUCAUGAAGAAGCAAGGUUUUGGCACUGACUAUGCUAAACUGGAAUCUUACUAUGUUCAGAACAUUUUGGACAUUGUUUCCUCCUACAACAAAGGACAAAUGGUCUGGCAAGAAGUGUUUGAUCACAAAGCGCAGCUGAAACCAGACACCGUAGUUCAAGUGUGGAAGGCAAAUAACUAUGCUCAUGAACUGAGCAGUGUCACUGGAGCUGGGUUCACUGCUGUCCUGUCAGCACCCUGGUACUUAGACUACAUAAGUUAUGGGCAAGACUGGAAGAAAUACUACAGUAUCGAACCACUUAACUUCCCUGGAUCUGAAAAACAGAAGAAACUUUUAAUAGGUGGAGAAGCCUGCCUAUGGGGGGAGUUUGUGGAUGCAACUAACCUGACACCAAGAUUAUGGCCUCGAGCAAGUGCUGUUGGGGAAAGACUCUGGAGCAGCAGUAAUGUGACCAACUUGCAGGAUGCCUACAAAAGGCUAACUAAUCAUCGAUGCCGCAUGCUCCGCCGUGGCAUAGCAGCUGAGCCAGUGUUUGUUGGAUACUGUGCCCAUGAAGCAAGAGGGCCAUAACUGCUGCAAAGACUUCUUGUGAACAGCCUGAAGUGCCUCUGGGGUAUGAAUAUGUACAUGUGGUUUUGUAUCUGAAUCAAGACUUAAAAUUUUCACUUUUAAAAUAAAAUUAUUUGACAGCC
Molecule: messenger RNA, 1999 nt
Organism: Poecile atricapillus (Black-capped chickadee)
Lineage: Eukaryota; Metazoa; Chordata; Aves; Passeriformes; Paridae
Gene: HEXB
Product: hexosaminidase subunit beta
Exons: 10
Coding region: 876-1877 (333 amino acids)
Biological process (GO): carbohydrate metabolic process; ganglioside catabolic process; glycosaminoglycan metabolic process
Cellular component (GO): membrane
Molecular function (GO): beta-N-acetylhexosaminidase activity
Source: RefSeq, a predicted model, not a curated record